AUGGGCGGGGUCGCAUCUGUUCCAACAGACCCAUCGCGCGAGGUGCAAGUCAUCUCCGCGGGCUACUCCCGCACUGGCACCGUGUCAAUGUCGAUGGCAUUGGACAAGCUCCUUGACGGCCCGAUUCUCCACGGAGGGACGCAGAUCCUCAUACGUGGCGACGACUAUUGCAGCCUCUGGAUCAAGGCAUAUCAGGCCAGGAAUGCUGGGGACAAGGAGACGACUCUGAAGCUUGUCCGUGAAGCGACUGCGGGCUUCGUUGGGACUGCGGACUUGCCACCGGCUGACUUUAUUCCCGAGAUGAUGGAGCUGUAUCCGGAUGCGAAAGUGGUGCUCGUUCGUAGGGACCCGGUCAAGUGGUGGAACAGCAUCGCCGCUCUUACAAGCCGGACGACGCCAGCAUGGCUCGGUUUUGUCCUGGCACCGAUCCCUGGGUGGAGGUACCUCCACUUAUUUGCAAAGGAAUACAGUCGUUCCACACUCAAGCUCGCAGGCCUGGGAGGGACUGACGAUACAGCGGAUCCGUCUCAGCUGAUUAAAAGGGGUGGCCCCCGUGAGUACUGCGUGCUUGAUCUUCUGGUCACGUGCUAA
Diaporthe citri is the source of this 591-nucleotide messenger RNA. RefSeq lists its product as uncharacterized. The transcript is spliced from 3 exons. Lineage: Eukaryota; Fungi; Ascomycota; Sordariomycetes; Diaporthales; Diaporthaceae. Bases 1 to 591 code for a protein of 196 amino acids. The record is from RefSeq and is a predicted model, not a curated record.